UCCCACUCUUCCCCUCAAGAGAGAGAGAGUGAGAGGGGAAAAAGAGAAGUCGAUGGCUUCGUUGAUAAAUAUCGGACUUCGAUCUCCUUCCUACCUCGUUUACCCUCUCCCACAAUUCUAGAGUUUAGGUUUUGGGUUUGAGAGGAAUCCCUGAGAGUCUCCAGAUCGAAUCCUUUUCGGAGAGACGAGGAAGAAGAAGAGAAGCAGCUCAAACGGAGUAGAAGAAGGGUUAGGGUUCUUCGUAUCAGCUCGAAAGCUGUCGAAAGAUCUCAUUUUUAGGGUCUUCUUUUUGGUUCCGAGAUCUCGGAGGGAAAUGGGGGAGGAGAAGAGAUCGUUGCGGGAUUUUCCGUGCGACUACUGUGGAGAGGCGGCGGCGGUGCUCUAUUGCCGCGCCGACGCUGCCCGGCUCUGCCUGCCCUGCGACCGCCACGUCCACGCCGCCAACGCGCUGGCCCACAAGCACGUCCGCUCCCUCGCCUGCGACAACUGCGGCGCCCAUCCCGCCGCCGCCCGCUGCGCCGCCGACGGCCUCGCCCUCUGCCCCGACUGCGACGCCCACGGAGGCGGUGGCGCCCACCCCAGGACCCCCCUCGAGGACUUCUCCGGCUGCCCCUCCGCCCUCGACCUCGCUGCAUCGUGGGGCAUCGAUCUGGCCGCCAAGGAGGCCGCCUGCCCUCCCCGCUCCGCCCCCGACCAGCUGCUCUCCAACUGGUCCUCGAUAGAUUCAAUUCUGGCCGGAGAUCCGGUGUCCCGGGAUCUGUGCGUGCCCUGCGCCCCGGAUAUCCCCUCCAGGGUCAAGCUCCAGAAGAGCCCUGUCGGAAAGCAGGCGCUUUUCCAGCAGCUGACGGAACUGGCCAAGAGCGACUCGGUGGCGGCCUCGAUGCCGUCGAAACUGAGCCCGAGGACGCCGUGCCGGACGACGGCCGGAGGGAGCAAAGACUUCCGGGGCUCGUCUCAGCCCAUGCCGUACACAUCCUUGUUCAUGCUGCCCCCCUCGGAGUGCACGGAGCUGAAUAGGCUUGUGGAGGAUGAGGAUCUGCUGUGGGAUUGCGGUCUGACAAAUCACUCACCUCAGAUUUGGGAUUUUAACAUAGGAAAAUCAAGGGAUGAUGAUCAGUCUUCUGCACUUGAAAUUGGAUAUUAUGCAAACAGUGGAGGUUUUAUGAUAAAAAAUUACAAUGAUCUUCUCAAGGAAAAUUCCUUUGCAACUACAAAACUCUUAGAAGACAUGUAUGAUACAAAUUACCCAUCAGCAAAUGAGGAUAUCUUGUCUUCUAAUAUCUGCCAUGUACCAUCUCAAAAU
Messenger RNA from Elaeis guineensis (African oil palm), 1303 nucleotides. Lineage: Eukaryota; Viridiplantae; Streptophyta; Magnoliopsida; Arecales; Arecaceae. The record is from RefSeq and is a predicted model, not a curated record.